UGUUUUUAGUCAAAUGACAUGUAUAAGCAAAAUUUUAUUAAUAAAAUAAUAUAUUUAUUGUGACAAAAUUAAAAUGCAACUGAAUAAUAAAAUAAUAUAGAUCUUUUAAAACUUUUAGAUCUCGAAUAUAAUCUUUUGGAACGUACUAACUCUAUGUGAGAUCACUCGAUUUUCAGUUUUUCAGUGAGAAGUGUAUUUUGUGGAAGGUUCUUAUGAAAUAAUAGUCAUGUGGAAACUUGUUUUGAUAAAACCAUCUACUUUAUAAAGGAAAACCCGCACAAACGAUAGCGAUUUAACGAAGGAUAUUUAUUGCAUUUCAUUCCAAGUGUUUUUUCUAGAGCAAAUUCUAAGAUUAUGAAGCCUUUGGAAGAAGAUAUGUCAGUUUGUGCACCAUUGACCGUUGUGUUGCCCCCUCUGGAUGAUCAGACAAUUAACAAUGAUUAUAGUAUAGAUUUGUUAGCAGUUGUGAGUCCUGAUAUACCACCUCCAAAAGCAGACUUUUCUGCUCCACCUCCAUAUGAAGCAAAUCCUUCUUUAAUGAAAUUACCCACAUAUGAAGAUGUGCAAAGAGAGAAGUGCCUGCAUGGGGAACCAUCUGCUGAAUUAUGUGCGCAGCCGAUGACAAGUACAACUCCACUGACAUUUUUGGCAAUUGGCCCAGAGAUUGGGGAUUGUGACUCUGAACGAGCUUCUCUAUUGGGGACAGAUUUUAUGUUCUUUACUGCAUUUUUAGUGGCAUUUUUAUUCAAUUGGAUCGGAUUUCUGCUCUUGAUGUGUUUUUGCCAUACAAUAGCUUCACGCUAUGGUGCUCUAUCAGGUUUUGGUUUGUCGCUUGCAAAAUGGACUUUGAUUGUGAAGCAUUCCACAGACUUAGCUAGUCAUGAAAAUUCGUGGUUGUGGUGGUUGAUAAUGGGAUUUGGUUUACUAAUUUGCAUGAGAGCGAUUAUUCAGUAUGUUAAUAUAAAACGAGGAUGGAACCUUUUGUCAGGAACUGCUCAAGAACGUUUAUUAUUUUUUUAUUGAUUAUUAAUUGACGUGUGAUCCAGAUAGUUUAUUCUUGAAUUUUGAGUAUACAUUCCUAGGAAGAAAUGAUCAAAAGAAAAAAAUUCAUUAAUUUAAAGAUAUAUCAAAUUGACAUGCGCCUCAAAUAGCAUUCUUGGUAUAGGUACUAUUUGUUAAGCAGUACUGUUGUCCGUACAUGAA
Ctenocephalides felis (cat flea) is the source of this 1203-nucleotide messenger RNA. Its product is annotated as NEDD4 family-interacting protein 1-like. Gene Ontology annotation, biological process: positive regulation of protein ubiquitination; metal ion transport; ubiquitin-dependent protein catabolic process. Gene Ontology annotation, molecular function: WW domain binding. The record is from RefSeq and is a predicted model, not a curated record. The transcript is spliced from 5 exons. The coding region runs from base 355 to 1023 and encodes 222 amino acids. NCBI's taxonomy places the organism in Eukaryota, Metazoa, Arthropoda, Insecta, Siphonaptera, Pulicidae. Gene Ontology annotation, cellular component: endoplasmic reticulum; perinuclear region of cytoplasm; Golgi apparatus.